GUUGGAAAUUCAACCUCCGCUGCUGUACCAUCAUCUCACCUUCUCCAACUUUAUGAGGACAAUCAGAACAUCAAAACGAUGCUGCAAAAAGUUAUUUUAAAUCAAAAAAGAAUUCUGUCCUGUGUUCAAGACGAAGACGAACAACGUCUGGAUGAUUUUGAUUUUGUCCCUUCUGACAAGUUUCCUCUCAAGACGGAGGAUGAUUUUGAGUUUAUCGAAGAAUACCUGUCAAUUAAAGUUCAGAGGCGUGAGGCUGUAAAGUACUUUACAAACUACUAUGCAGAAGACUGGGAUGAGUGGAAGUUCACUGGCAAACUCCUUUCCAAACUCAUUUCAAAUGACUUUGCCAAAAGUAUCAGUUGGGAGGGUACUGAGGGGUCAAAAAUUGCCUUUAAAACCACCAGGCUCAACCACACAAUAAGAUUGGCUGUCCUCAAAAUAUUCAACUCUGACCUCAGUCAAUCAGAGAAGAAAGUACAGAGGUGGUUUUACACCAGCAAACAACGCGGUAAAUGAUUCUCGCUUCCUUUUUGUUUUUUAACUUUGUUCA
This is a messenger RNA of Frankliniella occidentalis (western flower thrips), 550 nucleotides long. RefSeq lists its product as uncharacterized. The record is from RefSeq and is a predicted model, not a curated record. Bases 79 to 516 code for a protein of 145 amino acids. The transcript has 3 exons. NCBI's taxonomy places the organism in Eukaryota, Metazoa, Arthropoda, Insecta, Thysanoptera, Thripidae.